Molecule: messenger RNA, 4716 nt
Organism: Drechmeria coniospora
Lineage: Eukaryota; Fungi; Ascomycota; Sordariomycetes; Hypocreales; Ophiocordycipitaceae
Exons: 1
Coding region: 1-4716 (1571 amino acids)
Biological process (GO): double-strand break repair via homologous recombination
Cellular component (GO): chromosome; cytoplasm
Molecular function (GO): 3'-5' DNA helicase activity; DNA binding; ATP binding
Source: RefSeq, a predicted model, not a curated record
AUGCACGACCACCUACCAAGGCACGGCAAGACACGAGCACAACACACAGAAGGUAACCCCCUAUGGCGGGCCUGCUGCCUACAGACCUACUUUACGGCAAAGGGUAGGAUUGACUACUUUAUCGUUCAGGACCAGCAGGAACGCCAAGGGGUACCAUUAUCGUUAUCGGUAGAGGAAGACGCCCUAUUCGCCACGUUAAAGCAGGAUAUACAGCAAGCAACAAGGGACCUGGACGAAAAGGCAGCUACCGUACCGGAUACCGACGAGACGGCUAGAACGGAGCGGCAGCCGUGGCUUGUUAUGACGGGUUUCCCCGACCACCUACGGGGGCUACAGGAUUCAGAGAUCCAAUCGUCGUAUACACUACCUGGGAAGAAGAAAUAUAACAGUAGUAGUGAUAACGAAGAAGACUGGCUACUGCUACAGAUUUUGGAAGCAGCAGAAGAGGUACUUCGCGAUGCUUAUUCUGUCUGUAGCUACCGGGGCCUGGGUCAGAAGAUUACACAGCAACGGGCCACUAUCCUCAGUAACUUUACAGCCGGCCAGCCGGCCGCCCGGGGCAAUACUAUUGCGUUCCGUAGCUUUAAGAACCAGUCUACGUUAUCGACCUACUUCCGGAGGAUGAAGCAGCUACUUGUCUACUACUUUCGCGUUGUGUAUAGCGAGGACGGCCACUUUACAAGGGUAGGCAGCCAGGAAGAGGGUGGCCAGGUAUUGCCAAAGGAUAUAAUCCAGCCAACGCAAGCCCAGCAGGAAGCAAUAUUGGAUGUUAUUACAGCUAUAUACGAUCAACAGGAAAACAGCAACAGCAACAGCAACAGCAACAGCAACAGCAACAGCAACGGCAACAGCAACGGUAACGGCAACAGCAACAGCAACGGUAACAGUAACGGCAGCAGCAACGGCAACGGCAACAGCAACGGUAACGGCAACAGCAACAGCAACGGCAACAGCAACGGCAACAGCAACGGCAACAGCAACGGUAACGGCAAUAGCAACAGCAACAGCAACGGCAACAGCAACGGUAACAGCAACGGUAACGGCAACAGCAAUAGCAACGGCAACAGCAACGGCAACAGCAACGGCAACAGCAACGGUAACGGCAACAGCAACGGCAACGGCAACAGUAAUAGCAACGGUAAAGACAAUACUAUAGUUAAGAAGGCUAUACGAAGGCUAUAUAUUGCAUUAAUCUAUCAGGAAAUCGGAAGCGUACCCUUUGCAUCCCCACUCCUAAGUUUCUGUGCUAUGCUUAGCCGGAUAUCAAUCCAAAAGAAUGGAUUAACUAGGGACGGCCUAGGGGAUACAAGGGUAUCAAUUUGGGCAGAUCCAGGUAACUAUAAUAGUAACCUUUCUGCCCUUAUCUGGUGUGCACAACUACUUGUCUUUAAUUUUGUUUGCUUUCAGAAGCAGGAUAACGAAAAUGGGAUCCCAGCCCUACUGCAAAAGCUCUGUCGACGUAUGAUCCAUGCGGCAGCCGAGACCCCUAUUGGUUAUAUGCUUCAAUGGCGGGUAUACCUCUUUGCUAUACGCACAUCGGCUUUUUCACGCAGCCAGGCCCGCUGGCUACUUAACGGCCAGGCCUUUGACUACCAAGGCAUAAGGCUAAGUCUCGACCAAGUCUCCCAACUUAUCGUCUCAGAAUACCAACAGGCAUAUACAAUACUAUACAACGACCUACUACUUGGAUCGAGGGAUAUAGUACCUAUUGAGUCGUGGAAGCUAUAUGACGACCUUGACGUUGAGGACUAUGGGAGUGACUGGCGUACCGAUAAUCGGAACGCCGAGGUACUGAGCGGUACUGAGCAGGUCCUACUGCAGUAUAUCUUCCAGAACCCAUCCCAACGACGGGCAUUUAUACAAGAUAACCCUAGUGGUUCCGGAAGUUCAAUUUGUCCCCGUGCUAUUGCAAAUUAUGAGGCACAAGUACAGCUAUUCCUUCAACGGAUGCUUGUUCUUAUGCAUAUCUCACCAUGUCCUCCCUUACGGGCCCCUGAGAUACUAUCUAUAACGUAUACUAAUACGGAUCGGCGCCGAAGUAUUCUACUAUGGGAAAAUACUGUUAUGCUCUAUGUACGGUACCAUAAGAGUCUUGAGCAAACUGGUGCACAAAAGGAUAAUAUCCGCUUUUUACCCCAGCCUAUAGGCAAUCUACUUCUUACCUAUCUUGCUAUUGUACAGCCGUUACGACAGGUAUUCCUUCGUCAACAAAGCCCUAAUGCAUUACUAUCCCCUUUUUUGUGGUCUAAUCUUAAGGGGCAGGUUUGGAGAGAUACUACUGUUUCCCGGUGCCUACAGAAAGCGUGUACCCAGGCCGAGAUUCCUUCCUUCCAGGUUGCCUGGUGGCGCCAGGCUGCAGCAUCUAUUACAAAGGAGAAAUUCAGUCCCAAGGAUCAGGAAAACUUUGAUCUACAAGAUAUUACAGCAGCAGAGGUAGAAGACGAAGCCGACCUAAUUGUUAUGGCCGAGGCUAGUAACCACAGCUAUCGGACUUUCAACCAGUCUUAUGCCGGCAGUACGACCCUAGUUAUGAGUACACUACUUGGCCGUGCAUACCGUGCGUCGCAGAGUUGGCAGUCCCUUUUUGGUAUCGACAAACAACUUAGACUUUUACAGUUACAGCAGCAAAGGAAGCGACCACAAUCUAUAUCAGAAGCAACAGGGCUACAACUAUUGCACAAGAAGACUAGGUACCGUACAAGGCCAAUAGCCGACGAGGCUAGUAUUCUAUUGGUAGCCCGUCGUCUACGGAACGACCCGUCCCUCCAGCUACGCCCCGGGCAACGGGAAGGACUUCUUGCAGUAGUAGGUCCACGAGCAGCCGAGCAGGCUAUAGUUGUACUUGGUACAGGAUGUGGGAAAACACUUAUUGUUACUGUUGCUGCUUCCCUAGAUGGAGCUGGAACAACAGUCCUUAUUUUACCUACAGUGGCACUACGAAACGAUAUAUGUACCUACCUUAAUACUAUUGGCCUCCGGUACGUUAUCUGGCUACAAGGGACAACAAAGACAGCGCCUCUUGUACUUAUUUCUGCCGAGGCUGCUACAACAGAGGGCUUCCUGGAAUACGUUAGCCGGCUGGAAACCCGUCAGCAGCUAGACCGGAUUGUUAUUGACGAAUGUCACUUAACAAUUACGGCUAGUAACUACAGAAGAUCGAUGGUCCAGCUUGGCUGGUUUGUACGGAAUAUUGCAACACAAACAGUCUGGUUAACGGCAACCCUACCGCCAUGUUUCCUUCAGACAUUUAUUCAGCACAAUAAGCUUGUGCAACCACGGGUUAUCCGGGCAUCAACAGACCGGCCAAAUAUACAGUAUAUCGUUUUACGCCAAAACAAACGGGGUUCCCUACAGUCCUGGGCGGCUAAUCUAAUACAGUACUGCUGUACGGAGGAAUUCUUUAAUAGCAGUCGCGACCGGAUUAUUGUAUACUGCCAGACAAAGGACCAGGUCUCCGAGGUAGCCGGAUUAUUAGGGUGCCAAGAGUUUACAGGGGAUUCGGGUACAGUAGACGAAAAGGCUGCUAUAAUCGAGCGUUGGCUAUACCCAGGUACGACUACUGGUACGACUGCUGGUGCGACUACUGGUACGACUACUGGUACGACUACUGGUACGACUGCUGGUACGACUACUGGUACGACUACUGGUACGACUACUGGUACGACUACUGGUACGGCUACGGCUGCUACUAUUGCUGCAGCAACUACAAUUGUUGCUACCUCAGCAUUAGGCGUUGGAUUUAACUACCCAUACGUACGCUAUGUUUUCCACGUUGGUGCCCCGCGCCGUAUGACGGACUUUUCGCAAGAGUCAGGCCGGGCCGGGCGAGGCGGUCAAGCAGCAAAGUCUAUUACGCUUAUAAGUGCAGUAUGGGAACCCCCAACCUUGGAGGCAGAUGGGGUAGAGGGGGAAGACGAAAAGGCAAUUCAGCUAUACCUCUUACAGCUAUACUGCUCUCGUGGCGUUAUAAGCCAGUUCCUUGACGAAAAGCAGUACUGGAAGUGGUGUAUGCAAGGGGACGAGCUCUGUAGCGUCUGCCCAUAUCAUCAGACCGAACGCCGACCAGAGAGUACAGUAUUCUCCCUACCGUUACGGCAGCCCCAGCAGCAGCUCCAGCAGCAGCCCCAACUUCCUACCCCCCCUACUACUACUAAUACCUCUACUAUUACUACUAGUACUAGUACUAGUACAAUGCAGUAUACCGGUCCUGCAGAGGUCUUGCGUCAAGACCGGAUAUCGGAAGCAGAGCUCAACCAGUACGAAAGAGACCUUGAGGCAAUGCUUAGCUGCUGUCUGUACUGUCGGAUAAGUAAGCGUAACUUCGAGCAUUAUAGGGCGGGCUGUAUACAGCGUUGGGAUUGGAUUAAUGCAAAGAGGCAAUUCCAAGAAGAGCAUAAAGGCAAGAAGUGGAUCCAGAAGUAUCUGGUCUGCUGGCGUUGCUACCAACCGCAGUCUAUUUGCCCUAGAGCCGACCCUACAGCUACUGUAGAAGGACAAGGGCUAGAGGAGUGUCGGUACCGCGAUAUGGUCCUCCCGGCCUGCUACGGUGUGUGGAAAAGCGCUAGGCGCGAUGCUUGGCUAUUACAGUAUUUCGGUAAGGUUUUUAAUACGGAGUAUGACUAUUGGAUUUGGCUAGGAAAGACAGCAAGUAUUGGGGGGCGACCCUGUAUUGAAGCAAAUCAUAUUGCGGCUAGGGUACUAUUGGAGUUUGCUUAG